Molecule: messenger RNA, 771 nt
Organism: Lachancea sp. 'fantastica'
Lineage: Eukaryota; Fungi; Ascomycota; Saccharomycetes; Saccharomycetales; Saccharomycetaceae
Source: the annotation of a GenBank genome assembly
AUGAACAACGCUCGACACAAUCCAGCGAUGGACACCACUCAAGUCGUCGCCAGAAGUGAAUUAUACAACGAAGAUAAUGAUUCGGCUCCAUCAUCUACAGAGUUGGAUGAAGAUAUGAUUCCCAAGUUUGAAUUUGUAACUGUGAAUCAAACUGGUGAAGUGAAUGGAAAAGAAGCUGGUGAUGGUCCUGCAAAUGAGGAGGAAGAAUUUGACUUUCCGCUUUUCUCUUUCGGCGGAAGUAUUGAUGUUUCCAAUGCAGACAGUCUGCCCAAUAAUGAAGCAGAAGAACAAGAACAAGGACAAUCAAGAGGAAGGAAUACCAGGCGACUUAUCAAAGUUUCACUCAGGGAAGAAUCUCCAGAUUUUGUUAAGCAAGAACGGCCCCGCAGUUACUAUUUUGCAGAUUAUUCACAAGAUGAUAUCAAAAAAUUCGAGAGCAGUGCCAUAAACUAUCAAGUAGCGGUGAGAGAACACACUCUGUUGGCUACUGUUUCAGCGAUAGGCCGUGGACGACAUUCUUUGAACCUGGAUGAGCACAACAAAAGAAUAGAAUCUGACCGUUUACGGGAACUAAAAAUAAGGCGAAGACGACCUGGGAAGAAGCAACGGGAGGCCAGAAAACAAGGUGCUGAAAGAGUUAAACAGAGGCUUGAAAACGCCAAAGAGAUCAAAAAACUUGUGAAGAAAAAAUUCCACAAACGUGGUGGUAAAAAGAACCAAAAAACUUCUGACGUAGUUGCCAAGCAGCAGCCGCGUUUCCGAACUGAGUAA